This is a messenger RNA of Cladocopium goreaui, 846 nucleotides long. NCBI's taxonomy places the organism in Eukaryota, Dinophyceae, Suessiales, Symbiodiniaceae. The record is from the annotation of a GenBank genome assembly.
AGUCCGAGUUAGUCGCUGCAGCUGGUCCACCCAUCUCACAACGAAUCUGUGGCUUCUCGAAGCAUGGCGUUGGCAGCGUUUAUCAACUCGCCUACGGGCCCCAUGACAACGCACUUCUGGGGCCCUAUUGCGAACUGGGGCUUGGCCGCCUCUGGGAUGUACGAUGCUGCACUGAAAGGGCCCGAGAUCAUUAAUGAACGGAUGUCCGCCACACAGAUCCUCUACAGCGGACUCUUCGUUCGAUUCGCCUGGGCGGUACAACCACGGAACUACAUCUUGGCCUCCUGUCACACCGCCAAUGUCCUGGCCCAGAGCAACCAGCUUCGGAGGUGGGCAGAACACAAAAUCGCCACUGAGCCAGAAACGGGUGGUGCCACAGUUCGAAACGCUUGCAUGGGUGCAGCCGGGGCUGCGGCAGGCAUUGGAGCAAUGAUUGCAGCCAGCACGCCACUCCAGAACAGCUUGAAAGGGGGCAGCGGCUUCUUGGCACGAAUGGCUACACACCCUGCGGGACCUUUCUACAUCCAUUUCUGGGCUCCCAACUUUAAGUGGGCGCUGUCCAUCAACAAUCUCAUGGAUUAUGAUCGACCAACUGACAAGAUUAGCCUUUCCAUGACCAGCGCAUUGACCCUCACCGGCCUCAUCUUUAUGCGUUGGUCCUUUGUCAUCACCCCGGUGAAUUACAGCCUUUUCGCCGUGAAUUGUGCAUUGUCGAGCUCUUCCGGGUAUCUCCUGGCGCGUAAAGUCAAGGCAGACUACUUCGACAAGUGAUUCUGAGACUCUGACCGAGAAGUCCGAACGUUUCAUCGUUUCCGAUGCAAAUGCCUGCGAAAAGUCCUGCGAAAA